Molecule: messenger RNA, 5079 nt
Organism: Electrophorus electricus (electric eel)
Lineage: Eukaryota; Metazoa; Chordata; Actinopteri; Gymnotiformes; Gymnotidae
Gene: plcd3b
Product: phospholipase C, delta 3b
Biological process (GO): intracellular signal transduction; lipid metabolic process
Cellular component (GO): plasma membrane
Molecular function (GO): phosphatidylinositol-4,5-bisphosphate phospholipase C activity; calcium ion binding
Source: RefSeq, a predicted model, not a curated record
CGCUGUUCUGGAUAAAUUGGCUGUUGCGACGGGAUAAGUAAAAGAAUAAACACUUUUUUAGAAAGAAGUGCUGCUCACUCUCUCCGAGCUUUUAUUAAAGCCCUUCCCUACACCGCUUUAGAAGAACCUAUUCAACCCGAACCGGUUAUGUCAGGCAGUGGAGAGAAGGAAAAGCCCGUGCGUAAGAACGGAGCAGGGAUGUGCAAAGCACAGCCGGACGAUCCGCUCAGCAAUUUAGGUGUCCAGGAUGAUGAGGACGUACAGGCCAUGCUGCAGGGAACGCCGAUGUUGAAGGUGCGCUCUCCCCGUUGGCAGAGGCACCGCACGCUUCAGCUUCAGGACGAUGGCGUGACGGUGCGCUGCGAGUCUUCCAAGAGCUUCAGCAAGCCCAAAUCCUUCUCGGUGAUGGAAGUGGAGUGUGUGCGGGAGGGCUGCCAGUCGGAGACGCUGCGGCGGCUGGCCGGCUCUCUGCCCGAGGAGCACUGCCUCACCAUCAUAUUCAAGGGGGGCCGUAAGAGUCUGGACCUCCAGUGUGGCAGCCGGGAGGAGGCGCAGUGCUGGGCCCGUGGUCUCCGCACACUCCAGGAGUGCAUCAGCAACAUGAGCCAGUCGGAGAAACUCGACCAUUGGAUCCAUGCCUACCUGAGGCAGGCAGAUUUGAACCGUGAUGGGAAGAUGACGUAUGAUGAAGUGCAGACUCUCCUUCAGAUGAUCAACAUAGACCUCAAUGAGCAAUACGCGUUUGGCCUGUUCAAGAAGUGUGAUCAGUCAGGCGAUGACCGCCUGGACCACAGUGAGAUCGAGCUGUUCUGCCGAGAGCUGCUGCGUCGACCCGAGCUGGACGCUGUCUUCCAGCAGUACUCCUCUAAUGGGCGCGUGCUGUCCACCGUGGACCUGCGGGACUUCCUAAAGGACCAGGGAGAGGACAGCAUGCUGGUGCACGCCCAGAGCCUCAUCCUCACCUAUGAGCUCAACGAAUGGGCUCGGAACAACCAGCUCAUGACGGCCAACGGCUUCACCAUGUACAUGCUGUCGAAGGAGAACGACGUGUUCGAUCUGGAGCAUGGCAGGGUCUGUCAGGACAUGAGCCGGCCCCUCAGCCACUACUUCAUCUCCUCUUCUCACAACACGUACCUCACCAAAGACCAAGUCAUGAGCGAGAGUAGCACGGACACCUACGUCAGAGCACUUAGCCAUGGUUGUCGCUGUGUGGAGCUGGACUGCUGGGAUGGUGAUAAGGAGCCUGUGAUUUGCCAUGGCCACACCCUCACGUCUAAAGUGCCUUUCAGAGAGGUGGUGGAGACCAUCGCUGAAUACGCCUUUAAGGCCUCGCCCUACCCUCUGAUUCUGUCCCUGGAGAACCACUGCUCGUUGGAGCAGCAGGCAGUCAUGGCCCAGCAGUUGCGCAGCAUUCUGGGGGACAAGCUGCUCACUAAACCCCUCAGCGACCAGACCUGUGAGAGCCUUCCAUCUCCAGAGGAUCUGCGAGGGAAGGUCCUGGUGAAAGGAAAGAAGGAACACAUGGAGCAGGAGUCCAGCUCCUCAGAGUCCAGCUGCUCAGAGGACGAGUCCAAGGCCGAGGACAGGCCCAAGGCCAGGAAAGACAGCAGGAAGUGUCUGUGUGCCUCUCCUGCCAAGGUGUCCAAGCUGAGUCCAGAGCUCUCAGACCUGGUGGUCUACACCCACAGCGUUCCCUUCAGGGGCUUUGACCAGGCGGCUAAACGGCUCCCCAACGAAAUGUCCUCCUUCUCCGAGAGUGAGGCUCUCAAACACAUCAAAAACUCAGGGAAGUUCUUUGUGCAGCACAACAGCCGGCAGCUGAGCCGGAUCUACCCGUCGGGUCAGCGGCUGCAGUCCUCCAACUACAACCCUCAGGACAUGUGGAACGCCGGAUGCCAGCUCGUCGCCCUGAACUUCCAGACCCUGGGCGAGCAGAUGGAUCUGAACCAGGGCCGUUUCUUGCCCAACGGCCGCUGCGGGUACGUGCUGAAGCCCAGCUUCUUGUGCCAGGCUGACUCCGAGUUCACCCCUGAGAACACGGGCAGGGGUCCGGGGCACGAGCCCACCCUCCUCACUAUUAAGGUCAUCUCAGCCCAGCAGCUGCCCAAACCAGACACAGAGAAGCUCAACUCCAUCGUGGACCCUCAGGUGUGGGUAGAGAUCCAUGGGACUCCCAUAGACAAUAACAAGAAAAAGACACACCGCAUCAACAACAAUGGUUUUAACCCCAGGUGGGACUGCACCUUCAAGUUUCUCCUGCACGUGCCUGAGCUGGUCCUAGUGCGCUUUGUGGUGGAGGACCAUGAUUACGCCACCCGGAAUGAGUUCCUGGGCCAGUUCACGCUACCUUUCUCCAGCAUGCGUGCAGGUUACCGGCACGUGCGGCUGCUCGGGGCGGACGGUUCCAGCCUCUCUCCCGCCAGUCUCUUUGUUCACGUCAAGGUCACGCCUAACUACAGCAGCCCCAAACACCCUGCCUCACCCAAUGCCUAACCGAACCCAGCAGAGCCAGAUGCUGCCACUCGGACCCUGUGCUGGAUUGCGGUGCCUGCCAAACAUUUUGCUGGAAUUCUUGCAUAUCCUUACAUUUGUUUCAGUGAGCGUGACUGUGUGGAGAUCAGCCACAGAGACCAAGUAGAAGAAACACCAGAGUGGUUUCAUGUAGGUAAUAUAGAACGCCAGUUUGUUUUCGUUAAGGUCCCCGCAUGAACCAAAGGAUAUACAUACAUUUAUGAAGAACUGAAAACAGGUCAGAAUAUUUAUGAUAGUAUUAUGCAAUGUAGCUAAAUGUAGCACGUUUAAACUGUAGCUUAUAUACUAAUAAAGUUUUCUUUAUAUCUCAAAAGUUAUAUCUUAAUAACUUUCACUAUGCAACUGAACAAUGGAGUGCAGUGUGUAAGCCAAAGACAUGGCUGGGAUCAAAUCCCCGCUGUAAUGCAGUAAGAAACGCAGGGAUCUAGGGGUUGUCCAUCCUGGGCCCUCCCUAAUGUCCCGGGAGACCGCUGAACUGAAACACGGGAAACUAGACAGGUCGCCUUUCCCUUUUAGCAGACAUUGGGGUAGACUUGCACUCGUGGGUGGUCGAGAGCUUUCCUGAAGCUUCAACAGAUUUGGGUUUUAGAUGUGGUUGCAGGAUAUUCUAAAAAAGAAUAGUGUGUAAUUACACACAGCGUGGCACUUUCAGGCCUGGUACGAGCUGUGCGUACAGGGACCCUAUCAGGGAAAAUUUAAUUUCCCUUGGUUUAUUAAAAUAAAAAAUUUUGAAGCAAUAUGUUAAUAUUGUUACAGUUUCAAAAUACACUGUUCAUGUCCCCAGUCCAUACAUUCCACAUAAAAACUGCCUGUUUUCAAAUCACUGUUUCUCUGAUGUCGAGAUUGUGGGUUUGUGCAUGUGAGGGUGGUAAUCAUCUUUUUUUUUCUUAUUUUUCACAUUAACAAAAGUGUAUGUUUGUAAGUGUACUGAAGCUGACGUCAUGAUCGGCCACGCCCUAGCGUCCUAUUGCCAUGGUUACCGUGUGUCAUGUCUGUUUUGCUUUGCUUCCUUGAUGUGGUUCUGGUUCUUAUUUUUGUUUUCUCCGCCCCUCUGGAGUUUCACGUCUUUAGUGCUCAUUUGCCCUAAUGUAUCAUGCAGUCAGUGUUCAACCCUAGCUGCUCUUUGGGUCAUUCCUAACCUCGGUGUGUUGUUCCAAGCAUCACAUUUUCUUGUUUGUUAUUGCUAGUGUUAGUUAUUUGUUAUUAUCGUUGCUUGUGUGUUGUAGUCUGAUACCCCUUUUUUCAUACAGAGUUUCUUUUUAAUCGUCAUGUAUUCCUGGCCUCUCCGCAUUGGUUCUAUGAUCCUGGACUGUUCAACGACUAUGGCUCUGGAUUUGAGCUAAUUUAUCUAAUAAAUCUCGCUCUUCUCCGCACAUGCAUCCACCUCUUAACCAUUUAAUGUUACAGUUCAUCUGAUAUGGACAUUGUACGACAUUGAACCCCCAUGACAUCCUUCAGUUUUUAGCCUGCUUGCAUUGUCAAAUUCCAAAAAAUCAAAUAUUUUUACUGUGCAAAAAAUUUAAGACAUUUUCAUUUAUAAAGAACUGCAUCCAGCUGCUACCCACCUGAUGGUUCUCAAGUUAGUCAAAUAGAAACAAUUCCAGGGUUCAACUCUUGGUGAACUUUCUUUAUUUAAAAUCUCAAAAGACACUUCUUAUUAUGAUAAUUCAAGAAAAUCUGAAUAACUAAAUUCAUUACCAGUAGUGAAUGAAAAAUGCUGGAUGUGGAACCAGGAGUGGAACCAUCCUGAAAAUGGCAACUCAGAUGUGACCAUAACUUUGUAUGGAGUUUGUAAAGUGUAGGUUUGUUUCAUACUGUGAAUACCUACUGUAGUAUCGCUGUAGUAUGCUUUCAAAAAUGCUAUGUUAAACAUUGCUGGCCCAUCAAUUAGAAAUGAUCUCAAACACACACGUACACCAGCGUUGCCGUAACUUUUGCUUAUUAAUUGUACAGGUGUUAAAAAUCGGAAGCUGUUUUAUGUAGUAGAUAAGUGUAGUAUCUUUUUUAAUUAUAGAUGUUUUUUUCAGGUUCAGAUAAUGGACGUAACAUAGACGUAUUGUACUUUACCCCCUUAUGGCAUCCUUUUUAUAUUCAUAGAUUGGUUUAUAUCAUUCUUCUUAGAUUCUCCUUUAACACUAUCUUCAAAGUUGACAUUUGGGACUAGUGAGACCAUACAGUGGGUUUUGUAUAGAAAUGCUAGUUCUUUAAUGACUCCGUUUAAUAGUCCUGUUUAAUAGACCAUUAGACUUACAAGGCACUUAUUGUUUUGUUUGUUUGUUUAUCAAUAUCUGAAAAAUGUCACUAACAUUGCUAAAGGGGAUGAAGGCCUAUUUGCACAGUUAAAGUUAUUAGAAAUUCAUCUGUCCAUUUCCAACUGUCUUAUUCUCAUUUAAAAUGGUCACCACACAUUAGCUUGCUACAUGAUACAAAGAUGUAUGUCAUACAGCUUGUCUGAUAUAAAUUACAACUGUAAGACUUUCAUAUAUUAAACGGCAACAUAUUGUUUCUCUUCAGACAUGCAAAUAAACAUGUUUUUGGUUACAUGGA